Molecule: messenger RNA, 900 nt
Organism: Xenia sp. Carnegie-2017
Lineage: Eukaryota; Metazoa; Cnidaria; Anthozoa; Malacalcyonacea; Xeniidae
Exons: 3
Coding region: 9-701 (230 amino acids)
Molecular function (GO): ubiquitin-protein transferase activity
Source: RefSeq, a predicted model, not a curated record
AUUCUCUGAUGUCAGUAAUGAUUACUUUACACUUCUCCUUUUCAAAGAUAAAGCAAGCUUGUGACGAUGAAAUGUUGAGGGAGAUACUUGUCAGCGAUGAUAUGAUUGAAAUGCUAUCAGAGGCUGGAUACACUGGUGUACCACAUAAAGAGACAGUGCAUACUGUUUCCAAAAUUGCUCAGUCAAUUUGCGUAAUGGGCCACUUUUCAUCAGUUCUUCCUCAAAUUAUGCAAUUGGUUGAAGGCCUCAGCAGUUGUGGUCUUAUAAAUUAUAUGAUAGAAAAUCCAGAGUUGUGGAAGCCAUUGUUCGAUCCUUAUAACGAUUCGUUUAAACUUUCUGCUGAUACUUUCCUCAAUGAAAUUAUUCCAACAUUCAGCAGUUCGCAGAUUCACAAGGAAAAGGAGAUUGACGUGUACAAGAUAUUUUGCGACUAUGUGCAAACCCUAGAUACUGAAGGAGACGUAUCCAUAUCAGCGUUUCUGAAGUGGUUAUCGGGAUGUAAGACUAUUCCAGUUCUGGGUUUUCCAAAAAAAUUUUCCGUAACGUUUGUACAUGAUUGCAAAGAAAAUUGUAAAUGUCGCCCCACAACAUCAACAUGCGAUCUUCUGCUGAGAAUUCCAGUUCAUAUAAGUAACAUUAGUGAGAUGGAGGAAAUGAUGACAUCAGCACUUAAUGACUGCGCUGGUUUUGGAUGUAUCUGAAUCAAUGUCCAUACAAUGGUAGCUUGGGAACAUUUUUAUAUUUAUGUUGUCAUUGAAAUAUUUUUGUUUGUUCCGUUCUAAUUUGCCAGUUUGAAAGAACGUUUCAAGGGACAAGUCUUUAUUGAAAUUUGACUUUUGGUGCAGAAUUUAUAUCAAUAAGAAAGAUGCCUGAUUUUGCUUGCAUCGGUACGCUGCGCAA